AUGAACAGACAACAGAAUGGAUUUUGUCUUGUGUGAAAUUUAAUGUUUUCACAAUAUGAAUGAAAAGAUCAUUUUCUUGACUGCUUGAGCAAUUAGUAUAAAAAUACCUACAAAAAUGACAUCUACAGAAGUUGAUGAUCUAUUAUCUGGUCCAUUGGUGACAUGGUUCGCCAGUUGCCUAGAGGAUUCUAAUUUAUUAACUAGUUACGAUGAUUUGGUGGAUGGUAUGUUACUACAUAAUGUAUUUUUACAAAUAGAUCCAGAGCCAUUACAUGAUGAAAUUAUCGCUUCAGAGGAUAGUCCACUAAUUCGUGCAAAAAAUUUGAAAGUUAUAGUAGACAAUAUAAAACAGUUUUAUGAAGAAGAAUUGGGUCACUUAGUUUUAAGGGUACCAGAUACAACAAACUUAGGAAAAGAACCAGGACAUUAUGUUUCUGAAAUGAAAUUAUUAUUACUAUUACUCCUUGGUUGUGCUGUACAAUGUCCUAAUAAGGAGAAAUUUAUCACAAAAAUAAAGACAUUGAAUGUUGACACACAACUUGCAAUAGUAGAAUGUAUUAAACAAGUUACAGAUUACCAAGAUAUCGUUCUUACUCAAGACGCAAUGGAAAAUGUAAAUAUGAGUACAUUAUUUAUGCAGAUAAAAAAGUUGACACAAGAGUUGGACAUAUAUCGUCAGAGAUGGAGAGAUAAUACUAUAAGUGAAAAUGUUGAAAGAAAUGAUUCUUCAAAUAGUGUGGAAGCAGAAGAUAUGAAUAAAGUUCAAUUAUCUAAUCCUGUUACUAAAUCAGAACGUGAAGAUAACCAUCAUUAUGCAGUUGAAUUGGCAGAUUGGAAAUCCAAAGUUAGAAAACAACGACAAGAAUUGGAAGAAAAAACUGAAGCAUUGUUAGAAUGUAAAGAGGAUCUUGAGUAUCACAAAAUAUUGGUGACGAAAUUAAAGCAAGAGAAUCACGACUUGAUGCAUGAAGCACGUACAGCAAAAUCUUACAGAGAUGAAUUAGAUGCAGUAAUUGAAAGAGCAGAUCGUGCUGAUAGAUUAGAGCAAGAAGUAGUAAGAUACAGAGAGAAACUUACAGAUAUUGAAUUCUAUAAAACUCGUAUAGAAGAGCUAAGGGAAGAUAAUAGAGUCUUGAUGGAGACCAGAGAAAUGCUCGAAGAUCAGUUGAAUUCGUCGCGGAGAAGAGCAGAUAAAGUGUUAGAGCUUGAGUCCGAAAUAAUUAAAUAUAAACAACUAUUAAACGAUAUGGCAUUGGAACGCGGAGCGGAUAAAGAAAAGUACCAAGAACUUGUUGAAGAAAAUACUCAACUGCACAAAUUAACAAAAGCUGCAGCAAAUGAAGCUGCAUUAGCUGAUUCCAUAAGUGAUUCUGAUGAGCCAGCACACACUGAUAAUAGAUUGUCCGAACAAUUGACAAAUAAUGCCCAAACGCGAGCGUUGAAGUUAGAGUUAGAAAAUCGCCGAUUACUUACCUUGAUAGAUUCUAUGAAGGAAAAUUCAUUUCAUGAGAAUUCUUCUCGAGUUUUGGAGUUGGAAAAAGAGAAAAAAAAACAAUCUUUAAAGAUUGAAUCAUUGAACGACAACAUUGAAAGGCUUACGCAACAGAAUGCAGAUCUAGAAUUGGUGUGGAAGCAAGCUCUUGAGGAAAACAAGAAAUUACAAAAUUCAUUGAAAAGUCAAAGAGCACAGUCGGAGAAACAACAACAAGAAUUUCAAGCUCAACAUACAAAGAUGAUAGAAUUAGAAAAAAAUUAUGACACCGCAGUGAAAGAGAAACAGCGAGUUCAAUCUUUAUUAGAAAGCGUACAAAGGCGAGCAGAUGAUUUAGAACGAUCUUUCGAACUCGCUAAUCAGAAAGUAGAAGAACUAAAGAUUAUGGAGAAUAAUAUGGAAGAUCUUAGCACUAAGUGUCUUGAUUUUGAGUCAAAACUUGUAACGUUAGAGAAAGAGAAAGAUACAGCACAACGUGAUGUUCAUCGGUAUAGGGAAACAAUAGAGGAAAAAGAUGUUGCAUUGGAUAAAGCAGCAAAUAGUAUUGAAGUUUUGGAAAAGAAAGUGAUACAACUUGAACAAGAACUCCAUGAUCAUGUCGUACAAAUUUCAAGAUUGCAGGAAAUUGAAAGAUCUAGUAAGGAAUUAGAUUCGCGGGCGGCCAUCGACAGAGAGACAUUAGAGAUUUUACAAUCUACUUUGGUAGCUGAAAAAUUAAAUUCUCAGCAAUUAUACACGAUUCUAGAUAAACUUGGACUCAGUGAUAAUAUGAUAUUGUCGCUUCCACUGGACAAUAUCCUUGAAAAGAUUGCACAAAUUCCAGAAGUUGUUGAGUAUGUUCGAAGGAUAAGCAAUUCUUAUUCCUGUGUAAACUUGGUCUCUGAAUCUACAAGUCCUGAAACUAAUGAAACGAUUAGUUUGCAUAGUACAUUAGAGGCAACUGUGGAAUCACUUAAGAAGGAGCAAGAACAUUUACAUAUGAAAUUAAUUAGCACACAAACGGCAUCAGAGAAUCUUUUGUCUGAAAAUGCAAAAUUUCAAGUACAAAUUACAACGUUACAAUCUCAAAAUAAUUCUUUAGCAGCACAACAUACUGCUUUGCAACUUGCAAAUUCACAACUUGUUGCUGAAAAAGAAGAGUUGUUGAAAGAACGUGUGACUCAGCACCAGACGCAUAUGCAGCUCCUUCGCGAUCAAGAUACCUUGCAAUCUUUACAUGAACAAUUAAAUAACGAGUAUGAAAAUUUAUUUCAUGAGCAUGACGUUCUGAAAUCAAAUUUACGAGAUGUAAAAAACGAAAUUAGAACAUUGCGCGAGUCAUAUGAGAGUAUGGAAGGAAAAAAUAAAGCACUUCAAGCAGAAAAAGAGUCCUUAGUAAAUAAUGCUAAGAGUUUGAACAACUUGCGAGGAGAACAUUCCAAAUUAAAGGAUGACUUCAGAAAUUUGUACACUGCUACAGAAAAAUUAAAAAUGGAGUAUAGGAAUUUGCAAGAAGAUUACCGGAAAAAUAAAAUCGAGACGAAUCGACUGAGUCUUAAGUUAACAGAAAUACAAGGAGAACUUAGCAGUAGAGACGAAAGAUGCUCGAACCUUGAACUUCAAUUUAACAAGCUUAAUAAAUGUUGUGAAAUGCUGUUGCAUAUGAAUGCUGGAUUAGACAAAGACAAGCGUUCAUUAAUGGAUCACAUUAGUGUAUUAUUUACUCAGUAUCAUGAACUUCUGACUCGAUCUCUAGAAGAUAAAGAACAGUAUCACAUGGAAGAGAAGAUGUACACGGACAAAGUGAACUACUUGUACAGACAAAAGGAAAAAUUAGAAGAUAAGAUUAUGGAACAUUACAAAAAAUUAGAAAGCUGUACUCCAAAGAAGAAAGGAUUUGGUGCCAAUUUAGUGAGAAGAGUCAGAAAAGCUGGGUCAGAACUGCUUAAUAAGAAUCGUCGAUCUUGGGCAGAUGACUCUAAGCUUUCAGAAGGUAAAACAUAUGAAUCAGAAUCUGGAGGAAAUGAUUCAGAUGCUAGCACCGAAGAUCAUUUAGCAGGGUCAGCUAGCAGGGGCCUUGGAUCAGACACAUUGUCCCUUGGUCACCCAGGAACAAGAAGAACUGUAUAUUAUACUGACGAUUCUCCACCUCCAUCAGCUACUGCACCAGAGCAGAGUGACGACAGACGUUCAGUAUUGAUGGGCGAGUCCCCAAGACCAGAAGUACAAGUAGAACCUCGUCCAGUUCUUAUAUAUAAUAAGGUCUCGGCAGUGAUAAACGAAUCAAAAAAUAUGAAUAGCGAAAUGAAAGAAGUAGGACAAGAGGAAACUAUUAUAGAUCCUCCCUUAGAUAAAGAUCCGAAAGCAGGGAGUCCUGUGUGGUACGAAUACGGUUGUGUAUAAUUUUAUGUUGUUUUUAUCCAUUCCUUGGAUUACUACAUUAUAUUUUUAUCGUAAUCGAAUCCGUCUUACUUACACCAUCUACUGUCUUACAAGAUUGUUUAAACGAUUGCAUUUUCGAAAUUCCUGAAGCUAAAUGUAACUUUAAUCGAGCAUUUAAUUCUAAUUUUGUAUGUCUGUAAUACUUCUAGAUAUAAUACUUUGUUCAAUAUUUUUGUAUUAAUGUUUUUGGCGCAUUUGAUAUAUUAAUGUGCACAUAUUAAUGAUUUUAAGGCGAUUAAAAGGCAUUACGUAGUCUUAUGAAUGUAAUAAUAUGACAAGAACGUUCUUCACCGAGUGCAGUGUAAUACUUAUUGCGUAGUACUGAGAGCAUGGCCUAAUUAUUACUUGAUUCGUUUUUUACUGUAAAUUGUUAGAUCGAUCGCAACGCCUAAUUUUUUUUCUGUAUUUCAUAAAACAUCAAAUAAUAAUUACUUAUAUAAAAAAAACAAAGAAGA
Molecule: messenger RNA, 4368 nt
Organism: Megalopta genalis
Lineage: Eukaryota; Metazoa; Arthropoda; Insecta; Hymenoptera; Halictidae
Gene: Girdin
Product: protein girdin
Biological process (GO): cytoskeleton-dependent intracellular transport; cytoplasmic microtubule organization
Cellular component (GO): centrosome; cytoplasm
Molecular function (GO): dynein light intermediate chain binding; microtubule binding
Source: RefSeq, a predicted model, not a curated record